ACUUCCUUUUCCUAGGCAGCCUCGGAAGCCGCGUCGGCGGGGCUCUCUGAGCGAUGGGAGUGGGGAGAUGCCCCGUCACUGCUCUGCCACUGGCUGCUGCACCCGUGACACUCCCGAGACCCGCAACCGUGGCAUUUCCUUCCAUCGACUGCCGAAGGACAACCCCCGGCGAGCCAUGUGGCUGGAGAACUGUCGCCGGAAGGACAUGAGCGGCCAGGGUCUCUGGGACCCUGCCUCCAAGUAUGUUUACUUUUGCUCCAAGCACUUUGAGAAGACUUGCUUUGAACUGGUGGGCACCAGUGGUUACCAUCGGCUCAAGGAAGGCGCUGUCCCCACUAUAUUUGAGCUUCAUGCCAAGCCGCGGCGGAAAUCAAAACUAGGCAACUCCAGACUUGCAAGGCGCCAGCAGAAGCAGAGCUGCAGCCCUUGCCCAGAGGAGGAGUCGACCCCGUCGUCCAUGGACAUCUCGUGCUUCCCCGUGCAAGAGCUCCCGAGCCCCGUGGCCACUCCCACCAGCGGGGAGCCCCGAAGCCAGCCCGUGCUUCCCGGGCCAGAGCCAGAAAGCCUGGCCCCCCUCUCAGACAUUCCCCCGGACCAGUCGCCGGCUGCCACAGGGCAGGAGGAAGCCUCUCCCUCUCCGGCCCUCCCUGAGCCAGUGGGGGAUCCCUCCCAUCCCGUUUCCCUCUCCCUCUACAUGCUACGCCUCCCUCCCCCAGCCGGGGCCUACAUCCAGAACGAGCACAGCUACCAGGUGGGCAGCGCCUUGCUGUGGAAGCGGCGAGCCGAGGCAGCCCUCGACGCUUUGGGCAAAGCUCAGCGGCAGCUGCAGGCCUGCCGGCGCCGUGAGCAGCGACUCCGCCUGCGCAUCUGCGAGCUGCAGCGUGAACGGCGGCCACACGGUGCCGACGCCCACCGGCGGCUGAAGGAACACUUGGAGGUCUUUGAACUGCAACUACUCAACGACCUAGAGUGACUCUGGAUGGAUGGCGGCUAACCUUUCCCCCUGUUGGGCACCGUCUCAGCCGUCGGCUGCAUGACUGUUUCCCUUGGCCAAACCAUGUGUCGAGCAGCUUUGAGGUCCUCCUAACCGGCCCGCUGCUUGGCACUCACCCUCCUCUCCCCCGUCACCAUUUAUGUUUACUUGGUGUCUGUAAAUAAAGAUUGUUUUGUACG
Molecule: messenger RNA, 1173 nt
Organism: Gekko japonicus
Lineage: Eukaryota; Metazoa; Chordata; Lepidosauria; Squamata; Gekkonidae
Gene: THAP7
Product: THAP domain containing 7
Exons: 5
Coding region: 68-973 (301 amino acids)
Biological process (GO): regulation of DNA-templated transcription
Cellular component (GO): nucleus
Source: RefSeq, a predicted model, not a curated record